Effrenium voratum is the source of this 1578-nucleotide messenger RNA. NCBI's taxonomy places the organism in Eukaryota, Dinophyceae, Suessiales, Symbiodiniaceae. The record is from the annotation of a GenBank genome assembly.
AUGAUGGCUAGAAGAGUCCCAGUGGUUUGCGCCCUGCUGGGUGCGGCGAAAGCAGCUUCCUGCCCUUGGACGGAGGAUUGGGAGUGGCAAGGCGCAUUCCACGCCCAUGAGGGCGGCAUGUUGCUUUGGAGUGCAGAGAAAGCGCCAGGCGCCUAUGCGGAUGCGUCAAUGCGGAUGGUGAUCCGCAGUGUCAGCAGCGCGAAUGAAGCCGGGGUUGAGGCCGCACACCAGGCCGCGCACGACAGUUGGAGCAACAGCACAGAGGUGCUGCCUGGCGCUGUGCUGAGCCCAGACAAUGCCUACACCCUGAAGUUUGACGCAGAUUCCUGGGUGAGCUUUUUCAAGAUUGAGGUGGAGGCUGAGGCGAACAUCGCCAUCUUCACUGAGCAUCUUCCGAAAGAAUUCGAGUCUCGCGUCCACUACCUUAUCAACGACCACGGGGAGGAAGUGCAGCCCGCCUUCCAGGAGUCCUCGGAAUCUUGUUCCAGCCCAACCACUUCAGGUAGCACCGACCGGACCGGAGAGGUCAUUGCGGCGGCGCUGGUGAUGAUGCUGCCAAGCCUUCUGGGUGCGCUGGCGCUGGUGUUCGCUUGCCCAGGCGUGCUGGGCUUGUUUCAUCAGCUCCUCCACUUCAUGAACGCGGCUGCCUCCGGCAUCCUCUUCUCCUUUGCCCUCUUUUUGCUCUUGCCCGAGGCGAGCCGUUUGCUGGCGGUCGGCAAGACGGAGGUAGAGGCCGCCGCCGCCUGGGGCAGCGCCGUGAUCGCAGGCUGGCUGAUGGGCUCUACCAGCCACUUGCUGGGCCAUGUGCUGCGCAGCUGGAAGGCGCAGGAUACGGUGCAAGUCGUCGAGAUUGAGAACGGGGGGAUCAUCCAAAAGGACUCUGGCGAGAAGGAGCAAGUCAGAGCAUCCAACUGGCAAGUGGCCACACCGCUUCUCUUUGGAGACGAUUUCUUCUGCAACCUCGCAGACGGUUUUGUCGUUGGGACCGCCUUCUUCGCAUGUGACGCAUCUUUCGCCUGGAAAAUCGUGGGCGUGAUCAUCCUCCACCAAACCCCGCAAGAGCUGGCGGACAUCUACGUGAUGAUCAGCAAGGCCAACUUCAGCUGGAAGAAGGCCACUCUGUUGAACUUCCUUUGCAGCCUUUCUGCCUUGGUGGGUGCCUGCAUCGCUUACAGCGUCCGGGUCAGCGUGGAAUUACAGGGCGCUAUCCUUGCCAUAGGUGCCGGGGUCUUCCUCUUCGUGGCCUGCACAGAGCUGGGCCCCGCAGUGGUGGCGGCCCAGAAGGAUGCUGCGAGGCCGCUGCUGAGCGGCCUGUGCACGAUGGCAACCUUCGUGCUCGCCGCGGUCUGCAUUGGCCUUGUGCUCUUGGGCCACGAGCAUUGCUCCGCUGCGGAGGGCUGGGCGGUGAAGCUGAAGCCGGAUCCGGCCACGAAGGCCACGGGCAUUGAGCCAGGCUCUCGCCACUGCGAGAGCACGCGCUGGGAGUGGCGUCCGUGUUCGAAGUUCUCUGUCCGAAACGGCUGUUUCAGAUUUGGGGAAUGGGUAUCUCGGCAUCAGAGCGGUCCAGGUCAAAGGUGA